UUUUAGUGACACCCUCCACUCUCUUGUUGGAUAUAUUAACAGCUUUUAUUACGGAUCUAACGAACAAGGAUUAGAAACAUGGAUCUAGGUGACAGAGUUUACGCCGCGGAACGGAUUAUAAAGAAGAGGGAAAAGCGGGGCAAAGUAGAAUACUUCGUAAAAUGGAAAGGAUGGAGCAAAAAACACAACACAUGGGAACCCGAAGAAAACAUUUUAGACGUCAGGUUAAUUGAAUUAUACGAAGAAAGUCAAAAAGGUGGAGAUGUGACUGCAAGGAGACCUAGGCGGAGGGAUACUAGAUAUAGCGAACACGUUCUGGCAAACUUGGUCGUCGAGGAAGAGCCCGGCGGAGACGAGAGAGUCGGAGAAGAUAGUCAAGAUGAAUCAACUAUCGGUAGCACCUCCGCGCCUCGCCUAAAUCCCGUUGCACCUGACGAAGACACGCUUCCGAGUUCCGUCGACGGGCACGAAUCGCCAACAGCCCCAGAAUUAUCUGCAUCCGCGUUCAGUGUUGAUUCAGAUUGUUCCAAUAGUAGUAUAGACAGUCCUCUACUGCCUAGGAGAGAACCGACUGGUACGAAAAGAAAGGCCGAGGUUCUCAGCAAAGAAUCGGGAAAAAUUGGUGUUACCAUUACUACGAGCAGUCCAAGCAGCGGUAGUGGAAGUCCUCCUCCAAACAAAAUACCUCGACUAUUGCCCCUGAAGAGUAAUCCAACGUCUCCCUCUUAUCACAGUCACAAGGUAAACGGCAGGAGGCCGUCAUCGUCAAGCGUGAAGUCGACACCGGAGGAACCGCUGCCAGCAGUGCCGACGACACCAGCUCCAGCGGUGCAAGAGAAAAAGCGUGCCGAAGCUGACGUGCCUCACGGUCCUCCACCCUCGCUGCCUCGUGCACCGCCAGCACCUCUCUCCCCCCAGAUAGACACGCCUCUGGAACAGCCUACCAAAAAGAGGCACUUGUCUGAGCAAAAACAAGAGAAGUCGAACGGAGCUGUGACAGUAGACGCGAACGGUCACAAGUCACCUAGCCCUACGGAUUCAUAUACAAACAACAACAGGUUACCGACCGUCGUCAAUGGGCAUCACAGUCAUAACAAUAGCAACAAUCAUAACAACAACAGUAGUAACAACAAUAGCAAUACAUCGAGUGUGAAGCAGACGGAAAUCUCGAAGACCGACAUGUAUGUCCCUCUUUCAAGUCCUGGUACGGAUUACUGGCACGCGCGGAAUCCAGUUGCCGAUCAGGUGUUCAUUACAGACGUGACGGUAAAUUUGAAGACCGUUACCAUCAGGGAGUGCAAGACUGAAAAAGGAUUCUUCCGGGAAAGGGAUCCAAAGAGCGAUAUCUAUUAACGAUCUUUAAAUAAGGACGCUUUAAUGCGAAUUUCUAAUACUGAACCAGCUUGUAAAUAUAAAUUAUUUUCACACGUUGAAGUGUAGAGUCGAAAAUGCUGAACAUAUAUAUACACACACACACAUAUACGUAUAUAUCUAUGUAUGUAUAUACAUACAUACAUAUACUAUGUAUGUAAUACAUAUAUAUCUAUGUAUGUAUAUACAUACAUACAUAGAUAUGUAUGUAUUGACAGUAUCGAGCUAUAUAUAUAUGGACUUUUUCUAAAAAAAGUAAAACGGACUCUUUUUUGGUGAUUACGAAGAGGAUGAUCGAGGUUAUGUGUAAUUACAAAGAAAUUGUUCAACUCGCAGUUUCCUAGAACAAGAUGUUACGUGAACCUAAAAUUGGACGUGGAUUUGUUUGGGGAUAAAAAUUCGAACGGUCAGUUCCGACGUGUCGAAUAGAAAAUUAUCGUGUAAGUCAGCGGAUAAAAGAUAAUAAGGCUAUCGUUACGCGACAAGUAAACGCGAAAGAACAACGGUACAUGAGUCGCUGUCACAUCGUGAUAUACACUUGUACAUUUUAAAGACGCUUGAUAGACCGUAAACACUCUGUACCAAAAUCAGACAAAAAGAAAAUGCAAAAAGAUCUGAAAGAAACAUUUUAGAGGAUAAAUAACAUUUUCUCAUUGAUUGCAUUUCCGCUUGUAUUAGAAUUCUGCAGAAAAAAAAGAUAAAGAAUGGUGGAAUGCCAUUGUAAAUUAGUUAAUUUCAAAUUUUACUAUGAUAAAAUAGUACAGAUCUGGAAAGAAAUAUUUUUCUAAUUCAUUUUUAGAAUAAUCAAAGCAGCUUCGUAGAAGCGUUUUAAGAAAAUACGAAAAAAAUGAAUUUUCGAGUAUAUAGAAACAAGAAUAACAAAAAAGGAACUAAUGUUAUCUUGAUGACGUAUUUCUCAGCAUUAUGAUAUUAUAUUGUAUUUAACUGAUGAAUAUCACUCUCAUUUUUUUCUCUUUUUCUUAGCGAGUAACAUUUUGUCACAAAAAAGAAAAGAAAAGAGGUGUUGUAUCAUUCGUUCGUAGAUUUUAGAUUUGUUUAGAGGCACGAACGCAUUAUUGAUUUUUUUUCAAGUUGUUAUAGCAUCACACUUACACAAACAGACCUACACACAUACACAUACAGUUCAAUGCACAGUGACAAACAAGCUGAAAAAGGGAAGCAAAACGAUGUACGUUAUCAACAACAUAGUACAUGAUAACUUUAUAAUCUAUAUAACAUGUUUUAUAUCGGUUGUCGGUGUUUUUGUUACGAAUCGAUUAAGUAUUGUUUAAACGUGUUAGAUGUUGCAUUUUUUGUAUACCUUCAAAGGUAUCUUUUCUUUCAUUUCCCUUCUUUUCCAUUUGAAUUUAAGGACUGACUGCGUAUUAUACGUUUUCAUACACGCGACAUUUAAUUCCAACGAUAUAUAUAUAUAUACUUACAAAUAUGUAUUUCGAGAAAUAUUUAUGCAUAUCCUUGAGAGAGCGCCAUUUUAUUUUUUUAAGAUGGGUUGUCGACGUGUAUUCACCAAAUAGGAAUGUUCCUACCUCGAAAACGGUCAUCUUGAACAGAGAAUCGAGUACAACCAAAUUCUAACGAUCUUCUAUCCGAACAAUGUAAUUAAUUAAUGUCGUUAAACUUCUUCAAAGAUUGACUCUAUUCUCUUCCUUUUAUUUUAUUUUAUCUUCCUUUUUCUUUAUAACUUCUGCCGCACCGUACAUUUGGCGCGCGUGUGCACCAAUUUCGGAACCAGUAAAUUCGUGAUACAGGUUAUUGUAUAAGCGUAAAUCUUAAAAGGAAAAAAAUACAUAUACGUUGCUUAUUUAUUGUAACUAAUAUAAAAACAAAGAAAAGUUUUUUUGAUUUUUACAUUCUUAGUAUAGUAUUAGAGACUAUGCGCACAAUACGUCCCAUUUUAUGAGAAAAGAACGAGCCUCGUUCGAAAGAUUUUUCUUCUCUGUCGUACAUUAAAAUUGAUUAACUAUAAUUUAAAAUGAUAAAUCGACGAUACAUUGGUAACAAAUGUUUCAUAUUUCUUCUUUUUUUCUGAUUGACUAUGUACGAUCUAUUUGCAAGAGAAAAUAACUCAGAAUUAUAACGAUUUAUCUUUUUAAACGAGAAAAGAAAAUGGGACUGUCUGUGUGCACUUAGGUCGCGCGAUUUCUUGCAAUUCGCAUUUGCAAGGAAUUUUAAAUACACGUUUAUUAAAUUGUUGUGUAAUGUAAACCAAUACACUCUGUAUAUUGAGAGAGAAAUAUUCUGUAAAAAUUGUAAAUAGUUGAACACUUACAAUUCUAUGAUAACGGAGCGAUUUUAGAGCGAGAGUGAGAAUGAAAGAGAGAGAGAGAGAGAAAACGCGUAGCUUUAGACCUUUCAGUUUAUCAUAAUUGUAAAUAGAGAAACGGAAAGCAAGAAACCCCUUUAAGUUGUAAAUGUAAGAAUCGCAGAACUGCAGAUCUAGGAGAAAAAUCCUUUUUAGCUUUAGAGACUUUGAGAUAGACUGUGCGCGUACCUUCAAUAUUGUUUCUGUACUUAUAGAAAUAUUCAGAUUCUACUUAUAACGAUUUAAAAAAAAAAACAGAUGAAGUCAACACAGAUACACACAUACCGACACAAGGAGAGAGGAAAAAAUGUGAAAAGAUAACCCAGCGAUUACGCAGGCAUAUACGAUGUGAACCCCGGUAGUACCAAAUUUAAACGGUAAUUUUAGUUCUGUCUGGUACAGAUUCCUUAUAUUUCAAUAAAAUCUUUAUUUGAAUU
Messenger RNA from Bombus pyrosoma, 4131 nucleotides. RefSeq names its product polycomb group protein Pc. The transcript is spliced from 5 exons. Bases 79 to 1353 code for a protein of 424 amino acids. Lineage: Eukaryota; Metazoa; Arthropoda; Insecta; Hymenoptera; Apidae. The record is from RefSeq and is a predicted model, not a curated record.